This is a messenger RNA of Exaiptasia diaphana, 899 nucleotides long. RefSeq names its product S-antigen protein. The transcript has 4 exons. NCBI's taxonomy places the organism in Eukaryota, Metazoa, Cnidaria, Anthozoa, Actiniaria, Aiptasiidae. The record is from RefSeq and is a predicted model, not a curated record. The annotation marks the transcript as partial.
GGUGGACCGGGUGGACCAGGAUCUGGUGGACCAGGAGGACCGGGUGGACCAGGAUCUGGUGGACCAGGGGGACCUGGUAGCCCAGGGGGACCAGGAUCUGGUGGACCAGGGGGACCUGGUAGCCCAGGGGGACCGGGUGGACCAAGAAGACCGGGUGGACCAGGAAGACCGGGUGGACCGGGUGGACCAGGAUCUGGUGGACCAGGAGGACCGGGUGGACCAGGAUCUGGUGGACCAGGAGGACCGGGUGGACCAGGAUCUGGUGGACCAGGAGGACCGGGUGGACCAGGUGGACCAGGAGGACCAGGAGGACCGGGUGGACCAGGAUCAGGUGGACCGGGUGGUAUCCAUGAAAACUAUGAGAGAAUGGGAUGCUUCAAAGACAAGCAUAAAGCUAAUAACCGACCUUUUCCUCAAUUGAUCGCAAACUACAGGGGGGGUAGGAUUGACUGGAAUGGUCUAAAGACGUCUGUUAUCGRCAAGUGUGCUGCAGAGGCCAAAAAAAAUGGGUUCACCUAUUUUGGGAUCCAGUUUUAUGGCGAAUGUUGGAGUGGACCUGAUGAUGAUAUACUAUACGACAAAGACGGUCCGUCCACAGACUGCUGGAAGGGUGUUGGUGGAGGAGGAUCACUAAUGGUAUACAUUAUGAAAGGGUCGAAGUAACUCUUUUGCAAUCUGUUGAAYGAAUCGCAAAUAAAUAAUCUUGAACAAAUAGUGUCAGUGUCUUAUUGACUGUAUCUUGGCUGUUUUUAGUAAGUGUGUUGAAUUAAAAGUGAAUGCUCAAUUCUUAGUCGUAGUAUUCUUGCUUUUAAACGACCCGCCAAAUAUUCAUUUUACAGUCAAAUGGCGGUGAUAUAAUUUCACAAUUGCAUUUUGUAUAAAGGAGGAAUUAACUUAAG